GGCGCUGUAUUGUCCGGGCUCGGCCGUGGGGAGGUGGCUGGGGAGGGAAAGAGGAGCCCGCCAGAACCUGCGGCUCCUAUGGGGCGCCCGGGCUCCCCGUGACGCGCCGCUCUCGGUCCCCGCAUGGCGGCGGCCAUGGCCCCGGCGCUCCCCGAGCCGCCCUCCGAGGUGCCCCCGGCCAAGGAGGCAGCGGUGCGGGGCCGCCAGGCAGCGCUGUGGGGCCGGGCGCGCAGCCUGUGCCGGAGGCUGCGGGCGCUGCAGGCUCAGCAGGUGGAGCGGCACGUUCGGCAGCAGCUGGCCGGGCUGGUGCGGUACAUGGGGCGGGCGGCUCCCGCCGGCCUCCCUCGCGUCCUGGGGCCUGACCUGCGGCAGCUGGCGGCCAGCGCCACCGCCCGGCUCCGGGCCGCCCAGGGGGCUUGUGACUCGGACGCCACGGAAAGCAGCAGCAGUAGUGGUGGCUCUAGCUGCGGUUCCGGGGGGGAGACUGAUAGCGAAAGCCCGGAGGAGGAGCGACCCGUACCGACCCCUGCAGCGCAUCAUCGAGCAGAGUGCCAAUGGGCAAUGGAGAGAGCAGCCAUUAUCUGUCAGUGGACGUGGUUGCAGGCUCAGAUCUCUGACUUGGAGUAUCGCAUAAGGCAGCAAACAGAUAUCUACAAGCAACUACGUGCCAACAAGGGUCCAGUUGUCCUUGGUGGUGAUCAGCAGCCUGAAGAUUUGAUGAAACAACAGGGCCGAUUAGGUUCCACAUCAGUGGUGAAUUCCAGAAGGAAUAAGGGACUACCACAUUCCUCCUCUUCCAUCCAGAAGGUUCCUUCUGGAGAGAGACCGUGUGAUUUGUCGCCCUGCAUCCCUUCCUACUUCAUGAACAAUGUGGAGAAACAGAGUUCUCGUCUUACGCAGUCUUUAGGAAACCCUAUGUGUCAAAGUCCCUCCUGUACCCCCAUCAGUGGGUCUCCAGGACCCCCAAAAGCCUGCACGUCACCCCACCAAGUCAACGGAAAAAUUAACUGUUUGCACACAAGCCGCUCCAACAACAUUUCUCUGGCCAGUUUGGAAGCUGAAGAAAUUCUCAAACAGAAACGACUGGAUAGCCUGGCUGCUGUACCCUCUGUACCAGACAACAGCUGUGUUGCAGCUAGAAUCCGCCCCAUUUGCAGAUAUAAGAAACGGAAGCUGGUCCGAGCUAACGCUGUCUCUCUCCUUAGCAAGAAGCCGCAGAAACCUCUCACCAUGAAGUGUAGCUGUGAAUGGCCCAGCACUUGUAUCCUGUGUGGUUGUAAAACCUCUAUUCAGGCCAUAGACCCAGACACUAUGUCCUUAGAAGAGCGUAUAGCACUGCUGGAUUCUGGCUUCCAUCCCAUACUGUCGUUCUCUCCUGACAAGCCUCUUCACUUGCACUUUGAAACCUUACUAAGAGAUGACAGGCAGCAUAGAUUGAGCCAUAAGCUCAAGGCUCUGAAGAUGUCCCAUUUUGGAAAGAAGCCACAAGAUCUAACCAACGUUUUCCCAAAGCUAGGCCUAUCACCUCUCUCUGCAUCCAGUUCAUUGUUUAAGGUGGAGAGGCAGCUUAAAGGAACGGACAAUCACAGCUUGCUUGUUUCUGGUUCUCAGACACAUAAACAUAGUCCUUUGAUGCACCACUUACCAUCUUUGUAUCUAGAAACUCCUCCAGCCCCAUCUUCCAGCCAGUCCCCUUCCACUGCUAAUUCAACAACGGUAUCCUCAAAGAAAAGAAAAGUGGAAUGUUCCUACGACAUCAAUAACAUUGUGAUCCCAAUGUCGAUGGCAGCAGCCACUCGAGUGGAGAAGCUGCAGUACAAAGAGAUUCUAACACCAAGCUGGAGAGUGGUAGAGCCCAAAGAUGUGGAGCCAUUGGAUCAUAUGGACUCUGAGAUAAUGGUUUCCAGGAUGACGGUGCAACCGUGGGAGAAAAGGAGCUCUACAAGAAGUUCUUUGCGACCAUGGACCAGCACUGAGUUGGAAGACACUUCUGAUGAGACCUAUUUGAACCAUCACACCAAGUAUGAGGAGCUUGAACGAGCCCGAUGGGAUUCGUGGGCAGCAGCUGUUUCCCACAAGCGAGGAAACAGGUCCUCCAACAAAACAGAUGGUCGAUGGACACUUCAACCAGCAUCUCCAGAUCCUGGAUUUAAUUGCCUUAAUGACUUUCUCUAUAUGCACCCUUCUUUGGGAUCUCACAGCCCUGAGCCUUUUAACAUUCUGCACCCUCUCUCUAUAAAGAACAGGACUAGAGUGCCGCUGUCCUGCACUGAGGACACCAGACUCUCCCCAGAAAUACUAAAUGAAGUAAUACAGAGUGUACAACCUUGGGAACCACGUACAUUUCCUCUUUCAGACACAGCAUACCAAGCUCUUCUGGAACAGCCAAGUGAAGAUGGAUGCAAGCAGUCAGGAGACUUUCAACAGUGGGACUCUAGCAACAAGCAGGGUAUCAGGACUAACAGUAUAGACUCUGGCAUAUCUAACUCCAGGGAGCCAUGUGUUUCAGAUAUGGACCUGCAAACAGAGGGCAAUAGAAGCUUGGAGGUGUUCACAGACCAGCAAUGCUUCCCAGGAAGGCUGUUCAACAACAGAUGAACACCUGAUUUAUGUGAUGUGUUGUUAGGCACAUAGUUUAUUUCAGAAUCAAAAGCUUGGCUGAUGAGCUGGUUCAGAGGAGCACUGGCAGUGAAUGGUGCUGCCAUGCCUGAGACCUAGAUUCAGAAGCAGAUUUUGGGCUCCCACGUCCCCCGAUUGGGAAGAGUUGGGCACACUGCAGAAAUAAGGUGCUGGACCUCUGAGAGGACAGUGCUGUCCAGAAAAAACAACUGGUUUACUCUGGAGAAAAGGGAUCAAUUGCCCUGCUGGCAAGAAGGUUAGGUGCUGCGACAGUUGCAGCAGCCCAGGAUAAUGCAGAGAGAGAUGGUGGGUUAAAAAACAAAACAACAAAAUGAAAAUCAAACAAUAAAGAGGAAACUAAAUUGGCUGUUCUAACUUUAAUUGUUCAAUAUUCAAACAUCUCUAUCUUGAAAGGGUGCCCCCUGGCUGCACAUCCAGUCUUCAGUGGCUUUUUGUCUAGUGUGUCAUGGUGGAGCAGGAAUAGGAACAGAUUUCCAAGAGAUCAACUGAUAAACACCUGAAAAGGUAUGGGGAAGUCUAAUGGUGCUGCAUGGCUUUUAUUUUUAAAUGCAGCUAUGAAAACAAAUCCUUUCUUGAGAGUAUGUGAAAACCAGGUUCCCUAGGCCUUGCACAAAUGAUGUUUGUAUCAAUUGCCUUCAAAUAAACUACAAAUCAUUUUCA
Messenger RNA from Trachemys scripta elegans, 3300 nucleotides. Its product is annotated as KAT8 regulatory NSL complex subunit 1-like. Lineage: Eukaryota; Metazoa; Chordata; Testudines; Emydidae. Gene Ontology annotation, cellular component: NSL complex. Gene Ontology annotation, molecular function: histone acetyltransferase binding. Bases 124 to 2598 code for a protein of 824 amino acids. The record is from RefSeq and is a predicted model, not a curated record. The transcript is spliced from 14 exons.